CGCUAUGACUUGAUAUUAAAUUAAUCAACUACAUAAUGUACAUUCCAUAGAAAACUAGAGAUUAACAAUGUUUUCAAAAUUGUUUAUUUAAUUCAUUCAUUUUCAGAUUUCUUUUAUUUCAAUUCUUAUUCUGAUUUAUUCAUUUAUUGUUAUUAUUUUAAAAUGAAAUAUGAAAAAUGUUUUAUUACAGUCGGUACAACCCGUUUUGAUCUACUUUGCCAAAAAGUAAUGUCUACAAAUGUUUUACAAGCUUUGAAGAGAAUUGGAUGUAAAAGAAUUGUGCUUCAAAUAGGUAAAAGUGAUAUAGAGCCUGGUGAUUAUGAACUUGAAGGUAUUAAACUGCACUUGUAUAGAUUUAAAGAUUCCAUAGAAGAUGAUAUUCGUAGCUCUGAUUUUGUUAUCAGCCAUGCAGGAGCUGGGAGUUGCUUGGAGGUUUUAAAUGCAAAAAAGCCUCUCUUAGUUGUUGUAAAUGAAGAUCUUAUGGACAAUCAUCAAUUAGAAUUAGCUGAGCAGCUACAAAUAGAUGGACAUUUAUAUUAUUGUACUUGUGACACAUUGCAGUGUACUGUGGAAGACAUAGACUUCAGUUCACUUGUUCCAUUUCCUGAAGCAAAUCCAGAGCCUUUCUUUAAGGCAUUAGACACUUUAUUUUGUGUUGAAACUUAAAUGCUUAUAGCAUUAUUUAUUUUCUUUAUUACCAACUGAAGCAAUUACAAGAUUUGUUUGCUACUAUAAAAAAUAGUAAAUGAUCUAUUUUUUGGA
Molecule: messenger RNA, 762 nt
Organism: Zerene cesonia (dogface butterfly)
Lineage: Eukaryota; Metazoa; Arthropoda; Insecta; Lepidoptera; Pieridae
Gene: Alg13
Product: UDP-N-acetylglucosamine transferase subunit ALG13 homolog
Exons: 1
Coding region: 163-666 (167 amino acids)
Biological process (GO): dolichol-linked oligosaccharide biosynthetic process
Molecular function (GO): hexosyltransferase activity
Source: RefSeq, a predicted model, not a curated record